Molecule: messenger RNA, 628 nt
Organism: Cricetulus griseus (Chinese hamster)
Lineage: Eukaryota; Metazoa; Chordata; Mammalia; Rodentia; Cricetidae
Source: RefSeq, a predicted model, not a curated record
GAAAUUGUCACAUUCGAGGCUAGUUCAGCUUUAUGGGGUGUGUAUACAACACAAGCCCCUCUACAUAGUGACAGAGUUCAUGGAAAAUGGCUGCCUGCUUAACUACCUUCGGGAGAGAAAAGGCAAGCUUCCGAAGCCAUUGCUCCUGAGUGUGUGCCAGGACAUAUGUGAAGGGAUGGAGUACCUGGAGAAGAACUGCUAUAUUCACAGGGAUCUGGCAGCACGGAACUGUUUGGUCAGCUCUACUUGUGUGGUAAAGAUCUCGGACUUUGGGAUGACAAGGUACGUUUUGGAUGAUGAAUACAUCAGUUCCUCGGGAGCUAAGUUCCCAGUCAAGUGGUCCCCACCUGAAGUAUUUCAUUUUAACAAGUACAGUAGCAAAUCUGAUGUCUGGUCAUUUGGAGUUCUAAUGUGGGAAGUUUUUACAGAAGGAAAAAUGCCUUUUGAAAAUAAGUCCAACCUGCAAGUGGUGGAAGCCAUUUCUAAUGGGUUCCGCCUGUAUCGCCCUCACCUGGCCCCCAUGUCCAUAUAUGGCGUUAUGUACAGUUGCUGGCAUGAGAACCCCAAAGGUCGCCCAACGUUUGCCGAACUGCUUCAGGUUCUCACAGAGAUUGCCGAAACCUGGUGA